AACAACAACAAGAAGAAAAGAAACAAUACAGUUUGGAAAAGGAGAAAAAGGACAGACCAAGCUUUGUAUAUUCAAAUGUCAAACAUCUCAGGAGAUGAAGUCCAACAGCUUCAAGAAAAGCAACAACAAAACCUCCAUGCCUCCAGCGGCACCACCGGACCUUCUGGGGCCUCUAACAACAAUGGUUCUUCCUCCCAACAACAGCAACAGAAACCAGUUAAGAAGAAAAGGAAUCUUCCAGGAACUCCAGAUCCAAAUGCUGAAGUCAUUGCUCUAUCUCCAACAACCUUAAUGGCAACAAACCGGUUUGUGUGUGAGAUAUGCAACAAGGGAUUCCAGAGAGACCAGAAUUUGCAAUUGCACCGCAGAGGUCACAACCUUCCAUGGAAGCUGAGGCAAAGAACCACCACGGAGGUAAGAAAACGAGUCUACAUAUGUCCUGAACCGACCUGUGUCCACCACAACCAAGCUCGUGCCCUGGGAGACCUCACCGGAAUUAAGAAGCAUUUCAGCCGGAAACAUGGAGAGAAGAAAUGGAAAUGUGACAAGUGCUCCAAGAAAUAUGCAGUUCAGUCUGAUUGGAAAGCUCACCAAAAAACCUGUGGCACCAAGGAAUAUAAAUGUGAUUGCGGAGCGAUCUUUUCCAGGAGAGACAGCUUCAUAACCCACAGAGCUUUCUGUGAUGCUUUAGCUGAAGAAAACAACAAGGUAAAUCAAGGACUGAUGAACAACAAUAUGGGAUCGAACCAAAUCCCUGUAGAACUCAUGAACAACCCUAUCAAUGGUACUUCAAUGGGAGGAAUAUCAGAAUUCAACAGUUUCGAUUCCAAAAACCCUCUCAAAUCUCUUCCACAGGAGCUGAUACCGGUUCCAUUUAAGUCCAUAAGCAUUGGAGGAGGAUCAGGGGCCAUGUUUUCCAGCAGCUCUGGGAAUCUGUUUGGUGGUCCGAGAAGCAUAUCCACCUCGUCUACCGCCAGCCUGCAGCUGAGUUCCAACGCCUCGUCUGGGUUUAAUUACGUUCAAGACAGCAAAAACGGAUGCCAAAUUUCGGGAUUGGCGAACAUGUCUGCAACUGCCCUGUUACAGAAAGCAGCUCAGAUGGGUGCAACGGCAAGUAAUGGCAUAAAUUCCCCAAUGACGCAGAAAGGUUUCGUCGACACCAUGGCGGGUCAUGACUCUGUUAGACCACCGCCUUUUGAUGCAACUCAGCCGCAAAGUAAUAAUGCAUACGAUAACUUCGCAUCACCCACCGUUCAAUCAAACAUGAUGGGAAUUGGCGGCGGAGGAUUCUCCAACCAGAUCAUGCAAAAGGGUCCACAAGAAAUGUUCCAUGGCCCCCAACUCUUUGAAGCGGCAACGGGUGGCUUAGCCAUGAAUGAUGUGGGAAUGAUUACGAGCAUGUUCAUCAACAGUCGGGAUCACGCCAUUAUGGACAGGGAACUAACAGGGCAGAGUAACAUAGGAAAUUUACAUGAUUUCAUGGGGAUUGGGGGGCAAAGGGGAGCUAAUUUACAUGAGCAGCAGCAUCAACAACAGCAACAAAGAUUGGAACUUGAAGCAAUGAGGCAACAACAGAGGUUUAUGAACCAUUUCCAGCACCAGCUCUCUCAUCGGGAUUCACCAAUGGAGAAGCCCCUUUGGGAUGUUUGAGACUUUGAGCUGUGUGAAUGGAAACUAGCCAUUUUUUGACAUGAUAUGGGGCAAGGCUGCAAAUGGGGUUCUUGGGUUCAUGCCAACCUGGAUAAUAUGGAAACAGGGUCCCUAAUGAAUUUGGGGUUACCCUCAUGCAUGAACCAGAUAUAGCUGCAAGUGAUUAUUGAAUAACUUAGGAUAUCUCGAUAAUUUUUCUUCCUCAAAGAAAUGAACUGUUGUUAU
This is a messenger RNA of Rubroshorea leprosula, 1875 nucleotides long. The record is from the annotation of a GenBank genome assembly. Lineage: Eukaryota; Viridiplantae; Streptophyta; Magnoliopsida; Malvales; Dipterocarpaceae.